AAAAACGAACAAACAUGUCUUCCAACAAGAUUGUUUUGUCUAGCUCCGAUGGCGAAUCUUUCGAGGUUGAAGAAGCGGUGGCAAGAAAACUGAAAAUCGUGGAACACAUGAUUGAAGACGACUGUGUUGUUACCGAGGUCCCUCUUCAAAACGUCACCGGAAAGAUCCUCUCCAUUGUUGUCGAGUAUUGCAAGAAACACGUCGUUGACGAAGAAAGCGACGAGUUCAAGACUUGGGACGAAGAGUUCAUGAAGAAAUUUGAUCAGCCUACGGUCUUCCAACUCUUGCUCGCUGCUAACUAUCUCAAUAUCAAAGGCCUUCUUGAUCUCUCUGCUCAAACCGUUGCAGAUCGCAUCAAAGAUAAGACUCCAGAGGAAAUUCGAGAAAUCUUCAACAUCGAGAACGAUUUCACACCCGAAGAAGAAGCAGCGGUUCGCAAGGAAAACGCAUGGGCUUUUGAAUAG
Arabidopsis thaliana (thale cress) is the source of this 464-nucleotide messenger RNA. RefSeq names its product SKP1-like 14 (gene SK14). Gene Ontology annotation, biological process: ubiquitin-dependent protein catabolic process; jasmonic acid mediated signaling pathway; protein ubiquitination. NCBI's taxonomy places the organism in Eukaryota, Viridiplantae, Streptophyta, Magnoliopsida, Brassicales, Brassicaceae. Gene Ontology annotation, cellular component: nucleus. Bases 15 to 464 code for a protein of 149 amino acids. The transcript has a single exon. The record is from RefSeq and is marked reviewed.